Messenger RNA from Ogataea philodendri, 612 nucleotides. RefSeq lists its product as uncharacterized. Bases 1 to 612 code for a protein of 203 amino acids. The record is from RefSeq and is a predicted model, not a curated record. The transcript has a single exon. Lineage: Eukaryota; Fungi; Ascomycota; Pichiomycetes; Pichiales; Pichiaceae.
AUGAGUUCGGUCUUAACGUACACCGCCUACGCGUUUGAGACGCUGUACUCGACUUUGAACAAAAUCGACCCAAUCCCGUUCAGCGAAUGGAAGUACGCCAUCGAGAAAGAACACACCGUCACCAAGGAGAGCUGUCCGCUGUUUGUAACCUGGAACGUUUUGGACGGUACCGAUAAGGUGCUGCGGGGAUGCAUUGGCAAUUUCGGUGACCUGACGUUGCCGGAGGGCGUGAAGGACUACGCGUUGGUUGCCGCGUUUGAGGAUUCGCGGUUCGACCCCAUUUCCGCCGCAGAACUGCCCGACCUGGCCUGCUCCGUUACGCUGCUCAAGAAUUUUGAAAAGGCCAAGGACGCCCUCGAUUGGGAGCUGGGCAAACACGGGAUCCGCAUUCUCAUCAAUGGCCAGCGGUCCGCAACGUUUCUGCCCGAAGUGGCCGUGGAGCAGGGCUGGAACAAGGACCAGACCUUGGACCAUCUCGUACGCAAGGCCGGGUACUACGUCACCAACUGGAAACAGGUCCAGAUCGAGCUCACCAGAUACCAGGGGCUCAAGGAGUCGAUUGACUACGAAACGUUUACGAAAUUGCGUGGCACGCUUGCAAAGGGGGCCUGA